This is a messenger RNA of Oncorhynchus kisutch (coho salmon), 5056 nucleotides long. Its product is annotated as poly(ADP-ribose) glycohydrolase. The transcript is spliced from 18 exons. Gene Ontology annotation, biological process: nucleotide-sugar metabolic process; regulation of DNA repair; carbohydrate metabolic process. The record is from RefSeq and is a predicted model, not a curated record. Gene Ontology annotation, molecular function: poly(ADP-ribose) glycohydrolase activity. NCBI's taxonomy places the organism in Eukaryota, Metazoa, Chordata, Actinopteri, Salmoniformes, Salmonidae. The coding region runs from base 294 to 3245 and encodes 983 amino acids. Gene Ontology annotation, cellular component: nucleus; cytoplasm.
GAGACGAUGACGUGUCUGUUUUGUGGUACGUUACAGUCGAAACCGUAUUUAUGUAAUAUCUUUGGUUUAAGAGUUAACCUAACCUCACAUCAGCUGUAAAAAACAACAACAACAACAACUAUGUUGUUGUAGUACUAAUUGUACCAAGUAAAAACGCUCAUGACAACAACGUAAAACUGUGAAGCUAAUUGUGUCUAGCUAACCUUUACGAAUUAGCUAGACCUUGGUCACUGCUGGCUGUACAUGCCAAAAUGUAUUUUGUGUUGUUAAACUAGCUAUAGAUCCACUAUCGUAUGUUUGCAAGCCGUAUGAUAUUUUUCACUAGCCUGCUGAGGAGAGGACUCUGUGUGAAACCAUUCUGGAACCAUCGUUACCAAAACGUUUCGGUGGUAUUACUGAAUGAGGUUGUAUUCAUGACUGCACUGUCAGACUUGGAGCCUGCUAAAAAGAGACUGCGGGUUGAAUUUGGCCUCCAAGCACCUGUCGGCUCAAGGAGCCCUCUUUCAUUGGCUUUUAAAGCAAGUUCCAAAGAGGCAAGUCUACACGCAAUGGAGGGGCAGCAGCAUAGUGCCAAAGCAACAUCUCUUAGUCAGAAAAACAAUCCCAAGUCCCAACAGAAUAACCCUGAUAAGUGGCUGUUGGAACUUCCCCAAAGCACCACAAGCCCAGCUUCUGACAUGUGUGAAGCUGCUGAACAACAACUGGAGGAUGUAGAGAUGGUGAGUCCAGACAGCUCCGAGUCUGGCUGCAGUCACAAGAUCCAGUUUAUGGAGACAGAGACCGAGGCCCAGACCCACAGUUCAGACUCUGAGGAACCUGUUGUCUCUAGUAUUAUAGACCCGGAGGAUGAAGAGACAGCUCCCUUAACACCAUCUGACAGCUUAAAGGAUCACAAACCCGUCUUGCAAAUCACCACAGAUCACAUUCCCGUCUCGCAAAUCACCACAGAUCACAGGCCUGUUUCGGAAGUCUCCACAGAUCACAAGCCGGUCUCGGAAGUGCCCACGGAUCACACGCCGGUCUCGGAAGUGCCCACGGAUCACACGCCGGUCUCGGAAGUGCCCACGGAUCACACGCCGGUCUCGGAAGUGCCCACGGAUCACACGCCGGUCUCGGAAGUGCCCACGGAUCACACGCCGGUCUCGGAAGUGCCCACGGAUCACACGCCGGUCUCGGAAGUGCCCACGGAUCACACGCCGGUCUCGGAAGUGCCCACGGAUCACACGCCGGUCUCGGAAGUGCCCACGGAUCACACGCCGGUCUCGGAAGUGCCCACGGAUCACACGCCGGUCUCGGAAGUGCCCAAGGAUCACACGCCGGUCUCGGAAGUGCCCAAGGAUCACAAGCCGGUCUCGGAAGUGCCCAAGGAUCACAAGCCGGUCUCGGAAGUGCCCAAGGAUCACAAGCCGAUCUCGGAAGUGCCCACAGAUCCUAAAGGGAACAGUGAUGAGCAAAUGGAGGAGACCGUGAGCCAGAUCAACAGGGGUCUGGACAAGCAGCAGGACACAGAAAGAUCCUCCUCCAAGGGCCAAGGAAAAAUAACAGACUUCUUCGCCCCAUCCACAAGUGCCCAAGCUCCUUCGGAGAAACAACGCAGAGACGGAGAGGACGUCCCACGUGAGAAACAUCGCAGAGACGGAGAGGACGUCCUACGUGAGAAACAUCGCAGAGACGGAGAGGACGGCCCUCCACCGUCGCCACCGUACGAUUCCAAGUGGCUGGGAAGCCCUAUCAGUGAUCUGAGGAGAAUGCCACAGUGUGGUCGACCACUCCCACCACUGAAGAAUAUUCCUGACCAUCACACUGUCAUGAUCAGGACAGACCUCCUUCAAACAGGCAAAGUUCCUGUUCCCUAUCCCAACAAGUUCAGAGACACCUGGGACGAGGUCCAUGUGAAAAUGCCCUGUUCAAAGAGCAGCCUAUUCCCUGUAGGAAAUCAGGAACUGCAGGAACGAUGGGAACUCAUCCAGAAAGCUUUAAACAGAGAAUUUUGCAGUUCCCAUGAUGUGAAGAAUGCCAUAUUGAAGUACAAUGUUGCUCAUGCCAAGAGAUGGGACUUCACAGUUCUUCAUUUGUUCUGCAACAAGGAUCUGGAGCCUGAAGUCGUUCAUCAUCUGUUUAGGUCUCUGCUGCCUGAAAUGGUCCAAUUAGCACUGAGUGUGUCUGAGCUGUGCAACAAGCCCAUCCCUCUGCUGAAGGAAGGGGUGAACCACUCCAUCACCCUGUCUCAGAUGCAGGUGGCUUCUCUAUUGGCCAAUGCCUUCUUCUGUACCUUUCCCAGACGCAACUCCAGGAAGUCAGAAUACUCCAACUACCCUGACAUCAACUUCUACAGGCUGUUUGAGGGCUCUUCCCCAAAGAAGAGGGAGAAACUGAAAACACUUUUGUGCUAUUUUAGAAGUGUAAUCGAGCAAAAACCUACUGGACUUGUGACGUACACAAGAAAGUGUUUGGAUCGGCCUCCAAAUUGGAAAAACUCCCAGAAUCAGCUCACCAAGCUUCACAUAACAUGUGUAGGAACCAUAGAAGACGACGGACACGGCAUGCUGCAGGUGGACUUUGCCAACCGGUUUGUGGGCGGAGGGGUCACCGGAUCGGGUCUGGUUCAGGAAGAGAUUCGCUUCCUGAUUAACCCUGAACUCAUCGUCUCUCGCCUCUUCACUGAAGCCCUGCUGCAGAAUGAGUGUCUCAUCGUCACAGGCACUGAGCAGUACAGUACCUACACUGGCUACGCAGACAGCUACCUAUGGGACGGCAAACAUCAGGACAAGACCCCAAGAGACACCUGGCAGAGGAGGUGCACAGAGAUCGUAGCGAUGGACGCUCUGAAGUUCAGGAACUUCCUCGAACAGUUUCACCCUGAGAAAAUGAACAGAGAACUGAAUAAGGCAUACUGUGGCUUUUCCCGCCCAGGGGAGAGGAGUCAGGAUCUCUCUGCGGUUGCUACAGGAAACUGGGGCUGCGGUGUGUUCGGUGGAGACGCUAGGUUUAAAGCUCUGCUCCAGAUUCUGGCAGCCUCUGAGGCAGGCCGAGACGUGGCCUAUUUCACCUUUGGUGACAGCGUCCUGAUGAAAGACGUCUACGACAUGCACUACUUCCUCACACAGAGACACGUCAGCGUCGGGGCUCUGUACAGUUUGCUGGGUCAGUACUACAGCUCAAUGUGUCAGAGCUGCUUCACCCGCCGUCCUGACAUCAGCCUCUACUCCUUCAUCUACCAGGAGGCCAGCUCUGUCUCCCCCUAGACCAGAAACACACACGCAGGUCGGCUCCCCCUAGACGAUCGGAGACGCCACGUCACACAGGUCGGCUCCGCCUAGAAGACCGUAGAUGCCCCCCCCCCCGGACACAAAACAAGCGCUGUGCCCCGCGAGAGAUUCCAGUGGAAGUUUGUCUUGUCAUUCUGCUACUGGUAGCUGAUACGCACAUGGAUAGAGAUUUGAUGUGUUGAGAUUUGUGAUUUGGAAUGGUAAAGCCAAAGGCUGUCAUCCAUCUUGUGAGUGUGUCAUGUUUCCUUCCCCCCCCCCCCACAUAAAUCCAGACUAAAUGAAUCAGUUGUCAGAAAUUCAGUUGAUGGAAAGAAUGAAUAGAGCCAUUCUUGGAGAAGAUUUUUAAAAAUAAAUAAAAAUGUUUUAAUUUGAUCAUAGGGAAAUGAUCUUCAGUCUUUGGCUGGUUACUCUGUUCUCCACUGGAGAGAAGCUGACUCUGUGUGGGGAGGAUCACUUAGUGUGUGCCGUGAUCAUUUAUUUUAUUUUCAAAUAUUUCAGAUUACCACGGGCCUAGCCAUGGUCCUCUAAGUGGAUAUAUUACCAUGGGCCUAGCCAUGGUCUUCUAAGUGGAUAUAUUACCAUGGGCCUAGCCAUGGGCCUCCAUUCAGUGGAUAUAUUACCAUGGGCCUAGCCAUGGUCUUCUAAGUGGAUAUAUUACCAUGGGCCUAGCCAUGGUCCUCUAAGUGGAUAUAUUACCAUGGGCCUAGCCAUGGGCCUCCAUUCAGUGGAUAUAUUACCAUGGGCCUAGCCAUGGGCCUCCAUUCAGUGGAUAUAUUACCAUGGGCCUAGCCAUGGGCCUCCAUUCAGUGGAUAUAUUACCAUUCAGUGGAUAUAUUACCAUGGGCCUAGCCAUGGUCUUCUAAGUGGAUAUAUUACCAUGGGCCUAGCCAUGGUCUUCUAAGUGGAUAUAUUACCAUGGGCCUAGCCAUGGGCCUCUAAGUGGAUAUAUUACCAUGGGCCUAGCCAUGGGCCUCCAUUCAGUGGAUAUAUUACCAUGGGCCUAGCCAUGGGCCUCUAAGUGGAUAUAUUACCAUGGGCCUAGCCAUGGGCCUCCAUUCAGUGGAUAUAUUACCAUGGGCCUAGCCAUGGGCCUCUAAGUGGAUAUAUUACCAUGGGCCUCGAUUCAGUGGAUAUAUUACCAUGGGCCUAGCCAUGGUCCUCUAAGUGGAUAUAUUACCAUGGCCCUAGCCAUGGGCCUCCAUUCAGUGGAUAUAUUACCAUUGGCCUAGCCAUGGUCCUCUAAGUGGAUAUAUUACCAUGGGCCUAGCCAUGGUCCUCUAAGUGGAUAUAUUACCAUGGGCCUAGCCAUGGUCCUCUAAGUGGAUAUAUUACCAUGGGCCUAGCCAUGGGCCUCCAUUAAGUGGAUAUAUUACCAUGGCCCUAGCCAUGGGCCUCCAUUCAGUGGAUAUAUUACCAUGGCCUCCAUUCAGUGGAUAUAUUAUCAUGGCCUCCAUUCAGUGGAUAUAUUACCAUGGCCUCCAUUCAGUGGAUAUAUUACCAUGGGCCUCCAUUCAGUGGAUAUAUUACCAUGGCCUCCAUUCAGUGGAUAUAUUACCAUGGCCUCCAUUCAGUGGAUAUAUUACCAUGGCCUCCAUUCAGUGGAUAUAUUACCAUGGGCCUCCAUUCAGUGGAUAUAUUACCAUGGCCUCCAUUCAGUGGAUAUAUUACCAUGGCUUCCAUUCAGUGGAUAUAUUACCAUGGGCCUCCAUUCAGUGGAUAUAUUACCAUGGGCCUCCAUUCAGUGGAUAUAUUACCAUGGCCUCCAUUCAGUGGAUAUAUUACCAUGG